Molecule: messenger RNA, 1643 nt
Organism: Dermacentor andersoni
Lineage: Eukaryota; Metazoa; Arthropoda; Arachnida; Ixodida; Ixodidae
Product: neprilysin-1-like
Biological process (GO): protein processing
Cellular component (GO): plasma membrane
Molecular function (GO): metalloendopeptidase activity
Source: RefSeq, a predicted model, not a curated record
UGCCGUAAAUGCGCAUAUUAUUACAAAGGAGUACCGUAUCAACGUUACAGAUUGAAAGUUCUUAAAAUUCUGCCGAUCUUCUGAAUUUUUUUUGAAGUUGUCUCUAUUGUGUUACGCUGGUGCAUUGUGGUUAAGUUCGACAGCUGGCCGAAGGGGCGAUGUCCAGAACUCGUGGAAAUGCCAGUAUAUGCCUGAAGCUUCGCUAAUCGCAUAACUGCACCUAAUACUUUACCACCCUCGACACCUUUAUCCUUGCAGCAGAAUGCUAUUUCGCUACCGUGUCCUUGUGAGAAUGGCCCCCUGUUAAGCUAUGUUGAUAUUCAAUCGCUUUCUUUUCGGUUUCCGUGAUGACCUAAUACGUUGACAAGCCGUCUUCGCAUUUGUUUUCUUUUUUCUCGCAAUGCUGAGCCUAGUCGAGGGGCUUACAUCACACUGCCACACCUCAACGAGUCACAAGACGGUGUUACUGCUUUCUCUUUCUUUUCUCGUAGGUUGGCUCGUGGACAGCAGCGGCCGCUUCCGCGCCUGGUGGGCGGAGAGCGCGCGCAGCGUCUACGACAAGCGCACUUUCUGCCUCGUCAAGCAGUACGCCGAGCACAGCUGGCUGCCGAUGAACACGACUGCUUCGCUACAUGAAAACGUCUUGGACAACGUCGCUGUUCAAGUCGUGCACACAGUCUACACGAGCAUCCUCAAGCACAAUCGACCUCCAUUCGUGGGACGCGAGGCACAGUGGCAUUUUGGCGACAACAACAUGACCGCUGAGCAACUUUUCUUCUACGCUUACGCAUCGAAUAUGUGCUCGGCGCUCAGCUCGAGAGCAGACUACGAGCGCAGAAUGCGAGGACCCAUCGCGCCUGCCAGCUUUAGGGUGAACAUACCACUGCAGAACCUGCGUGCAUUCGCCGAGGCCUUCGAAUGCGAUGACAAGGCCAAGAUGAACCCGGAGAGAAGGUGCAUCAUCUGGUGACUGGUGGGGCUCAUUGUGGCACGCGCCUCAAUUUAUGACGCCGAGAGCCACCGUUAUAAGCUCGGGGCGUUUGCUGUUCCGAACAGUGUGCUUUUUACUUGUGACUUUAAUCUAACGAAAACAACAAUAAAAUACCUUAUGUCCUCAACCGUUUUCCUGCGGACUGCGUGGAAGUAGGGUUCACCAGGAUUGAAGCUAGCCCAGUGGGCCGUUUUUGUGCAGCAGCGGUGAUCUGAGAAACGGCGCAUGCAAAAAAAAAAAAUCACGGCAGAGCUCAUCUCACCACAAUUGUCGACGAUAAUGCGAAUAGCAUUCGAGCGAUGCAGCGACAGACCACAUCCCUGAAAUGACGGUAUUUAACACGUUUAGUGAUAAUUCUGAGACUUUCGUUGCUUCGGCUACAUGCCCCAUACUCUGAUAUCGUCCCAAUCUGCUACGGGACUCGCUUUCCAAGGUCUCCCAUACCCGUGAGCUUAGCGUCAUGACGUCGAGUGUAUGGCACUGAUGCAGUAACGAAGGAAUGACGAAUGAAUUAUAUUGAUCCGACAACAACGACGGUAUAAAGACGGCUGCAUGACGGCAAUGAGAGGUCUUUCCUUAAAUUAUGGGGAUGGUGUGACGACAACUGCGUGAGACAGCGAAAUGAGGACAAUCUAAAGACUACGACUGCAUG